GCAGUUGGGCGCGCGGCGGCCCGCCCUCCCCGCCUGGGCGCCGCGGGCCCGAGGGGCGCGGCCGGCUGUGUUGGCCGCCGUCUCCAGGCAGCGCCGGGGCGGGCGGGCCGCGGAGAGCGCCGGCGGGAGCCCGAGGAGGAUGCGGGGCCGCCGGGAAGCGCCGCGCAGGUAAUGCUUUUGUGAACCACAACUUUAAGUCAACCAGCUGCUCCUCUCAACAAGAGUAUCCUCUGUUAAUUCUUUCACCUUGCAUGAUGAGUCAGAGAAAGCUAAUUCCCAAGCCCUCUCUGCAGUCUCCUGUCCCUCAUCCGAAGCUGAACUUCUCGUCCUCAGACCCACCUGUGAAGCAAGACGACCUGCACCUUUCCAAAGACUCCUUGGAAUCUGACUCAGAAAGCCUCGCUCAAGAGAUGCACUCCCUUUCUGAGCGGGAGUACCAACUCCGGGACAAUGACAUGGAGCCUGACAGUUUAGAGGGAAGCCCUGGACCGGACAGCCUGAGUGAGACCCAGGAGGAAGCCAGCAGAAGAGCAGCCGAGGCGGCCAGGGAGGAGGACGUCCGUGCCUGGGACAGUGUUGUGAAGGACAGCCAACAACCAAUGAAAGAUAAAUAUUCAGACCUCCAAUAUGACCCAAACUGGAAUAAGAAACAGGAAAGGCAGCUGUCGGCUCUGGAAGGGCUGUCGGAGUCUGGAGAGAGCUCUCUGGAAAACCUGCCUCUGGAUCCACUUCAGCCUUCCAAGGAGACAUCGGCGGAGCUCUCAGGGGGGAAAGACAGCCAGCAGAGUCCACAGAGUGCAGCCUCCUUACUUGGGAGUGAAUUUUUAAGCACACACUAUGAGCACAGCACUCCUUGCAGUGAGCCGUUUUCCGAGCUGAGCGAUAGCGACCUGGAGGAGGAUUCCAGCAACCUCUCUCAGUAUGUGAAGAGUUCAAGUUCACAUAAUGAGGUUUUCCUGUCGGAAUCACGAGGCCGUCGGCGAAAGAAGCCCAAACAAUAUUUUGUAGAGAAAAAUAAGCUGACCUUGGGAUUGCCCACUCCUAAAACAGACUCUUAUCUUCAGCUUCACAAUAAAAAAAGGGGGGAAACUCACCUGCAGCAGGUCUCCCACCCGGCCAGGGGAACGGAGAAGACGCCUGUUCAAAACGCCAAGGAGAGUGAGCCUGCUGCCAUCGAUCCCGAAGACAAAUGGCAUCAAAGAGCACAACAGCUAAAGAAUUACCAGGAAAACUGUUCUGAAUAUGAGAGUACAAAAGGUCAAUCUUCUGAAAUAGUGAACAACCAGCAACCUUCUAGAAGACCAGCCAAUGCCAAGACUGGAAAACAGCAUGGCCACCAGAAUGGCCUGAAGUCUUUCAUGACCGAAGAGGUCACCAUCGGUCAAGGAAACGAGAAUAACACCUCCAGACAGCAGCAGAACCUAAAUCAGCCUGUUGAUGCUUUCAUUAGCCACCAAUCAGUUGUGCUUGUGAACACCUCCAAUGAUAAUUUACAAGGAUCAAGUGCACUUAGGAGACAGAAUCCCAAAGUAACCUCCACUACAUCUGCCCCAGCAAACCAGGCUUUUGCCAAGGUGUUGUCUAAGAACUCUACUAGCUAUCCCCCAGUGCUGAAUGUGAAAAAAGAAAGAGGACACAGAGACCAAAAAGAGAAAAGACUGUCACAUCAGCAGCCGCAUCUCAGCACCCUUUCUAAUAUGGACUUGAACAACCUCGAUGAAUUUUCCAAGACACGUGUGCACCCCACCCAGAGAGGCCCUCAGUUUGUUUAUAACAUAAAUGAUCAUGGAUUCACCAAAAAUAACAAGCAACCCAAACAGCCAUAUACAGAGACAAGAUAUAGGAACUUGGAAAUAUUAUGGAAAUUCAGUUCCUCCUCUGACGGACAACCUGUGAGAGCUUCUCCAGAAUCCCAGCUCACUCAGAUAAUGGAGCAGCAUCAGCAAGCCCUGGUGCAGCUGACGGAGGUGCAGCCCCGCAGCGGUGCCUUCCCCGGCACCACACUGCCCCCGAUCUUGUCACGGGUGGAGAGUGAAUCCCAGCUCAGUUCAGAGAGAAGCCAGAGACAGCAAAUGAAAAUCAACCGUAGCAAUUCUGAAGGCUACCUGUUCCAGCUGGAGAAAGGGAAAAGGCACAGGAAGAGAAGCAGCCUUAAGCCUGGGCUCCUCACCUCUUGAGAGCCCCCCAGCCUCCGCGGUGCGGUCCCAGCCAGUGACGGAGCCCACCUGCGGAAGCUGGCCAACCUUCACUGAGCUCUCUGUCUGCAGCAAGAUUCACCAGCACCUGGGAGCACGUCAGUCCUUCCCCACAGGGACUGGCUUAGUAAGUGAAAUCGGGGGCCCACAGUAGAAUACUUUCAGGAACAGAUGAGGGCGCACAGGAAGGAGGCGUUUUAUGUCCCGUGCAUUUCUUCAUGAGACAUAAAACCCGGCAGGAAAGGCCACUUCCCUCUAGUGUCAGACAAUAAGGAAAACGCACCGUUUCACAGGGCCGCAGGGAGGGCCUGGUUGGAGACACCAGGCCUGUGGCGAGGCGGGUUCCCUGGGAACAGCCUCUGAGCUGCAGGUUUGAGUGCAGGAAGCACCCUUGAGACGCUCCCUUGGGAAAUGCCCUGUUAGUGGGGAGUGGGGAGGCACAGCAGGACAGAGGGACAGCAGGAACUGUGAUACAGAUGGGACAGAAUCCUCAACCAAGGCCUUGAGAGCUCUGAGGCCAGUACCCCUUCCAAGACAAGGGACCCGGAUUUCAGAUGCCCCACGUCAGCCAGUCACUGGGAUAGUGCUGUCCCUGGGGAGUGGCUGUGACUUUGGGUAUAGCAGCUGCAUCUGGCAGAGGGAGGUUCUAGGGAGGAUUCAACCAGGAGCCAUCAGCAGCUGGGGAAAUGAAUGCCUCCGUCCAGAGAAACAUCCGGAAAGUCAGCAUGGGAGGAGGUAAGCAGGUGGUCCUUUAUUCAAAGUAUGAUGGUUGGAUUCCUACUAGGAACCUGCUAGGUGUGGGACGGAAAGAUGAAUGAGCCAGGACCCCUCUCCGGAAGAACCUUAGGGCUGCAGGGCUUUAGGGAGGACAGACGUGGAAAUGGCUUCAGUACGAUGUUGGGAGCAAAGCAACCAUCCUCGUGUAUGUGCGGGAGCGCAGAGGACACGCUUCCCAACCUGAGAGCCAAGCAGAGCGGCGGGAGACAACAGGGGCUGCGUCUUAGAGAGCUGGCAAAGGAAGGAACGUUGCAAGAGUGCUUCAGGCAGGGGGCCGGCAGGCGCAGAGGUGCCGAAGUCAUGGCAGCGUGAUGCACGCCAGGGCCGGGCGAACACUCCUGUCACUGCCGCUGUAACCAGGGGGCACCGGCGUGGGGAGCAGCGGGUGAAGAUUAGUGGGGGCCGAGUUUUAGAAGAUCUUUUCAUUCAGAGACGAAGGACUUUUAAUUCUAUAGGCCGGAGGACGACCACUGUGGCUUGGGCCCCAAAGUUCACGUGUUGAAAUGUAAUCUUCAGGUUCACGUUUGGAUGGUAUUUGGAGGCGGGGCCUUUGGGAAGUCAUCAGGGUCCCAUGAGUUCAUGAGGAUGGAGCUCCUGCGAUGGGGGUCAGUGGAUUAUAAAGAAAAGAGACCUCAGCACCCCCACUUGCUCUUUCACCAUGUGAUGACACAGCAGGAAGGCCCUCACCUGGGGCUGGGGCCCUGCUGUUGGACUCCGUGGCCAACAGAACUGGGAGCUACAUAAACCUCUAUUCUUUAUAAGGUGUCCAGACUCGGUGUUUUUUUGUUUGUUUGUUUGUUUGUUUUUUUACAGGCAGAGUGGACAGUGAGAGAGAGAGAGACAGAGAGAAAGGUCUUCCUUUGCCAUUGGUUCACCCUCCAAUGGCCGCCACGGCCGGCACACUGCGCUGAUCCGAUGGCAGGAGCCAGGUGCUUCUCCUGGUCUCCCAUGGGGUGCAGGGCCCAAGGACUUGGGCCAUCCUCCACUGCACUCCCGGGCCACAGCAGAGAGCUGGACUGGAAGAGGGGCAACCGGGACAGAAUCCGGCACCCUGACGGGGACUAGAACCCGGUGUGCCGUCGCCGCUAGGCAGAGGAUUAGCCUAUUCAGCCGCGGCGCCAGCCUCAGACUCGGGUGUUUUGUGUAGAAAUGCAGAAUGGACUAAAAGAGGGGUCACUGAAGAAUUUUAAGCACAGUCACGUCUGUGUUUUAGACCUCUCUGGCUGCAGUGGGCAGAGCAGGUGCAGGACAUUCCAGGAAGUUAGAGUUGCUAAUAAUUCAGUGGACCCUCCGGUGGGGCCCUCAGAGAAAAGGAAAUGGGCGGCAUUGAGGAGAACGGGGAAGCUGGGCUAGAGCAGCCAACGGUCAUCUCACAGAGGAGGGAAGUCGGCUUGGGGCGGGGGUGACCCAAGCCCCCUCCUGCAGCUCCCAUCUCAGGGCCCCUUGUGUGCCCCAGGUCUUCAGCAGGCUCACAGCCCUGCGUCCUCACUCCGGCCCUCUCAUGGACCAACCUGAGGGCUCUUUGAACUCCUUGUCCUAGCCCCCUCCCUCCUAUCUUCCAUCCUGCUGGGGUGCGGGUAGGGGUUCCUGAUCCCUGUACAGGCCCUGGAGACCACCGACUUGUGGCUGGGAAAAACCCCAGUUCCACUGGAAAUAAGGAAAAACCAUGUUUUGGAUUCACAGGUAACUAGUUUUCCCACUGGAGCAGCAUGGGAGUAGUCCCAGUCAGCAGCAUGUGGUGGAGCUUAUUAACUCAGCCAUUCCUAAGCUUGGAGCUCUGGCACCUAAAAUCCGUGAACUUGGGGAAGCGCCUCAUUCACCCCUUUUUUCUUCUGUGCACCAUCGGAAGGGUUCUUUCUGCUGGAGAUCUGGUGUGGUGUUCAAUGAAAUCACGUAUCGCCUCAGCUUAUUCCCUAGCAAAGAUCCUACAGCUACAAAUGUUCACUUCCUUUUCCUCCCUCGGGUCUCUUUGUAAUUUGCAUUCACUUUUACUGGGGGAGGGGGGAUAGAGGAAGACCUCCCGGUGACUGUACAUCAGAAAUCUAAGGGCCUAAGAGGGCAGGGGGGUUUCCAGUUAAUGCCUCCCAAGCCCUGCUUCCCACUGGGACAAGCCCUCACUUCCUGCUUUGUCUCACACAGCCAUUUCUCAGUCCCACCCCUUCACCUGCGGCUGGCAAAUCCACAGAAGCACUCUUUGUCCUUCGAGUUAUUGCAGAGGCCGAAACGACUCAGAACUGAGCUAUUUGUGCAGGGCAGCGGGUAGCCGGGGCGCCAGACAGAGGAAAGCAUUAUCCAGGUCAUGCCCGUGGUUUCCAAGGGAAGCGCCCGCCCCGGAUCACGUUAAACACGUGAGGAUUUGGUAAAGAUCAUAGGCCCCAGAACCCUCCCUCCUCUCC
Molecule: messenger RNA, 5368 nt
Organism: Oryctolagus cuniculus (rabbit)
Lineage: Eukaryota; Metazoa; Chordata; Mammalia; Lagomorpha; Leporidae
Source: RefSeq, a predicted model, not a curated record